AUGAAGGAACAUCUUGUUGGAGGGAAAAGAAAUGCUACAAGUUGCCUAAAAGUACCAGAAGAUGUGAGAAAGGAAGUUGUUGAAUUUUGGGAUGUAAAAAAGAAAGCAAAAGAAGUUGUUGAUUUGAAUCAGUUUGAAGUGGGAGAUUAUGAAGAUGAUGAUGUAGUGGUAGUGCAGCCUCAACCUCAAACAUCUAUGUGCGGCAGUACAACUUCAUCCUUAAAGAAGCCACCAAAGAUGAGGGGUCCUAUGGAUGUUUACUUGACUGCAGACCCUGAAAUUGCAGUGAAGAAAAGGAAAGGGAAACAACCACAAAUAGAUGAAGGGGCCAAAAAGGAGCUAAGAAAAAGAGCUUGCAAAGCAUUUGAAAAAUGGAUUUUUGAUGUUUAUGUUGAAGCUCAAGGGAAAUACGGACCAGGAAUGAAACCACCUAGUUAUCAUGAGGUUAGAGUUCCAUUGUUAAAAGAAGAAGUUGAAGAUGCAAAACAAUUGAUGAAAGCUCAUGAAGCAGAGUGGGUUGCCCAUGGAUGUUCUUUAAUGUGUGAUGGCUGGGAAGAUAGAAAACAUAGGACUCUUAUAAAUUUUUUGGUUAACACUUCAAGAGGUAGCUUUUUUCUUGAAUCGGUUGAUGCAUCUGCUGUUGCAAAAACUGGAGAUAUGCUAUUCGAUGUGAUAUCUAGGUUUGUCGAGAGGAUAGGUCCAAAAAAUAUAGUUCAAGUUGUUACGGACAGUGCCUCAAACCAUAAAGCAGCUGGAAGAAUGUUAAUGAUCCGAUAUAAACACUUAUUCUGGACACCAUGUGUUGCACAUUGCAUUGAUCUCAUGUUGGAAGAUAUUUUUGGCAUUGAGAGGCUAAACAAAUGCAUCAAGAAGGCUAUGAUGUUGAAUUCCUUUAUUUAUACAAAGUCAGGAAUGGUGAAUAUGCUAAGAGAAUUUACUGGUCGGAGGGAGUUCUUGAGGCCAUCUAAGACACGAUUUGCAACAACUUUUUUUGACAUUGUCCAGGAUCAACACUCAGAAGGCUAA
Molecule: messenger RNA, 1026 nt
Organism: Daucus carota subsp. sativus
Lineage: Eukaryota; Viridiplantae; Streptophyta; Magnoliopsida; Apiales; Apiaceae
Exons: 2
Coding region: 1-1026 (341 amino acids)
Source: RefSeq, a predicted model, not a curated record